AUGAAGAACAGACGAGAAGAAGGUGACAUAGGAUACAAUGAAGAACAGACGGGAGAAGAAGGUGACAUAGGAUACAAUGAAGAGCAGACAGAAGCAGAAGGUGACAUAGGAUACAAUGAAGAACAGACAGAAGCAGAAGGUGACAUAGGAUACAAUGAAGAACAGACAGGAGAAGAAGGUGACAUAGGAUACAAUGAAGAACAGACAGGAGAAGAAGGUGACAUAGGAUACAAUGAAGAACAGACAGAAGCAGAAGGUGACAUAGGAUACAAUGAAGAACAGACAGGAGAAGAAGGUGACAUAGGAUACAAUGAAGAACAGACAGAAGCAGAAGGUGACAUAGGAUACAAUGAAGAACAGACAGGAGAAGAAGGUUGA
Messenger RNA from Macrobrachium nipponense, 378 nucleotides. RefSeq lists its product as uncharacterized. The coding region runs from base 1 to 378 and encodes 125 amino acids. The transcript has a single exon. NCBI's taxonomy places the organism in Eukaryota, Metazoa, Arthropoda, Malacostraca, Decapoda, Palaemonidae. The record is from RefSeq and is a predicted model, not a curated record.